Molecule: messenger RNA, 2155 nt
Organism: Dichomitus squalens LYAD-421 SS1
Lineage: Eukaryota; Fungi; Basidiomycota; Agaricomycetes; Polyporales; Polyporaceae
Exons: 7
Coding region: 44-2014 (656 amino acids)
Source: RefSeq, a predicted model, not a curated record
GUGACGACUCUAUUGGCUUAACGGCGUCCUCGCCAAGGGGUUCAUGGGCGAAAGAGGCGUAGGGAAUCCAUGGACGACUUACGAAGAUAACCUCCUCAUUCAGGCAGUAGCUAUCCAUGGCGAGAACGACAAUUGGAAGGCAGUAGCGUCUUUGGUACCGGGUCGGACCAACAAAGCCUGUAGAAAGCGUUGGCUGCAUUCCCUGUCGCCUAACGUGAAGAAGACGGCCUGGACGCCAGAAGAGGACCAGCUCCUCCUUUCCCUAUACGCGACACAUGGGACCAAGUGGUCUGUCAUCGCUCGCAAUAUUCCCGGGAGGACGGAUGAUGCAUGCUCGAAACGUUACAGAGAGGCUCUGGAUCCUUCUCUGAAACGCGAUGACUGGACAGCGGAUGAGGACGCGAAACUUUCGGAUGCCUACACCAGGCUUGGAGGUAAAUGGGGCCUCAUCGGUCAGGAACUUAGCCGCAGUGGACUGGGCUGCAGGAACAGGUGGAGAAUGCUAGAGCGCAGAAGAGCUGCACAAUCUCGAGACACUGCUGCUCGAGGCGAAGCCUUGUCUACCACGGCUAGAUCCUCCCCCGCCCCGACCGAAUGGACUCCUGCGCAUGUCCAUGAACCGUCCUUCUGGGAUGGUCGGAGUCCACAAUACGUCGCCCCUUCUGCGCUCCAUCAAGGUUCACCCGCUCAUGUUCAAGAGUCGCAUGUUGCGUCGUAUUCUCCCGAACAGAUUUUAUCAGGGGCUCAUCUUGGCGGAUCGCCGUCCGACGCGCGGGAUCCGGCGUCAUUCCAGUACACUUCUUCGUCUCUCACAGCCGCCUUAUCACAUCCCAGCUCUGUUGCACCGUCGCCCAAUCCUCAUGCUUAUUACCAUUCGGAGGCAUAUUCGCCUCGACCUAGUGCUUCUGAACCAUCAGCAGUCAGGGUGCCAUCGUCCGACAACAGGGCCGGCACACACGGAUCCCACGACUACGCAUACAUAGACCAUCAGGACAACGUCACUACACAAACAUACCAUUCCGGACGCUGUCAUACGACGACCGGAGCUGCUUCGGUCGAUGAGUUCACCGGGAGCGCAUCCUCAGCGGGCCCCGUUGUCGGACCUCAAAACGUCAUUAUAUCGGAUUCGCCCGCUUCGCCCUCCCAGGCUAGCUCACCAUCUCCGCCUGGGUCUCCCAGAUCCAUUUCCGGCAACGAGCAAGUCAACUAUUCCAGCCCACCUGGGCCCUCCGAUAAUUCAGUUGUCCCAAGGUCGUAUUACCGCACGGACGCCGAGAAGGCACCAAGGACACCGCCCACACGGAAGACAAGGGAUGCCGUCGCCCCUGUUCGACUUUCUUCUUUACUGCCGGCGACAGCAGAUCCCAGUGUUCUGGCAUAUGCAUGUGGUCACCACGAUUGUUGGCCAGAAGACAUGACGAGCAGCAGGAACUCUUAUGCAACAUCCAAGGAGCUUUCCGAUCAUAGCAAGGUUGAUCACUGUGGCGAUCUCGGGGGAAGCAAACCUUUCAGGUGUGGCUUGACGGGCUGUGAGAAGAGCUGGAAGAGUAUCAACGGCCUGCAAUACCACCUACAAAUAUCGAAAUAUCACUUCCAACAGGCCCUUGCAACGCGUGCCGACACUACCUUUCAAGAAGGUUCCACUGUUGUUGCGCCCGACACGCCCACAAACGGACAACAUGCGCGACAAGGAGAUAUUUCGAUGUCUGAUGCAGAUGAACGUUCCCGGACGCUUCCCCAGACCGCCACGAAAGCCCCGGUUAUCUCCCAAACGCCUACAGCGCUCAUGGAGUCUCCAGAGAAGACAGGGUCUUCGUCCGCCUUCACAUCGCAGAAGCCGAAGCGUAAGCUCCAUCCGUGCCCUCACCCUGGAUGUAGCAAGCAGUACAAACAACUCAGCGGACUGCGUUAUCACCUCAGCCAUGGCCAUGUGGACGCGCUACCCCUCCAGCUCGAAGUCGUUCCACCGACGCUCGCCCGUAUGGUAGCGGAGAAGGAGUGUUCGCGGGGUUAGACAAAGUGACAGCUAUUCGUGGUCAACAUGGUCGUUCAUUAACUGACCAGCGCUGUAGCAGUGCUGAAUUCACGAGUCGCUACGGCGUCGAUGACUGUGCGGGAGUGGGCGGAAGAUGACGUUGUGUUGAUUUGGUUUUUC